AUGGAGAAUACAAAUGAAGCAGUAGAAGGAGAAGCAUGUUUUGAGGGCAAAUCAGACAUUUCACAAGUGAAGAAACUAUUGUUUAGGCGAAUGUUGGUAGGGGUAAGUGAUGGGAGAUUCUUCAUGGGAGCAUUUUACUGUAUGGAUAAACAAGGAAACAUAAUUCUUCAAGAUGCUGUGGAAUAUCGAAGCACCAGAAGAUCAUCUCCUUCCCCCAUGGAACAGAGAGGUCUAGGGUUGAUAUUAAUCCCUUCAUCUUGCAGAAUCUCAUGUCAUGUUGAUUGCUCCAUUGAUGAACACCUCUCACUCCUCUCCCUUCAAGCUCAAAACUAA
Molecule: messenger RNA, 333 nt
Organism: Lactuca saligna
Lineage: Eukaryota; Viridiplantae; Streptophyta; Magnoliopsida; Asterales; Asteraceae
Source: the annotation of a GenBank genome assembly